Molecule: messenger RNA, 879 nt
Organism: Symbiodinium necroappetens
Lineage: Eukaryota; Dinophyceae; Suessiales; Symbiodiniaceae
Source: the annotation of a GenBank genome assembly
AUGCAGAACGUGCGGCAGCAUAGCAAGUGGUCUGAGUGGGUUCCAUAUCAGAAUGUGAGCGACUGGCCGGUCUACCCGGGUAUCCCGGUCCUGGUACAGUACCAUGCUGGAUCCAGUAGCAGCUACAUCGUUGGCGACUGCGUUCUGGCAGAUGGGAUGCGCUGCCAUGCUAGCUGGCACGACGAGAUGUUCUUGCGCGGGGAUUUCAACGGGUGGGGUGACAUCCAGGACGGUCGUAUGCAACGGGUCGGCCACUUCACAUGGGCAGCAAACAUCACACUCUCGCGGUUCUCCCGGGCCAAGUUUGCACCGCAGAAGGGCUGGUCGAAGUCGUACGGGGUCCAUCCAAGGCGGCCGCUGCUCUAUGCCCUGCCGACCUUCGAUCCCAGGUUCACCAACUUCCAGUAUGACCCGCUGAUAUCAGGAACAGAUGCCACCCGACAGUGGAUGGUGCAGAAGGACUUCUGGUCAGCGGAGGAGUCUAUGGCUUCCGGCGCAGAGUUUGCCAGCGAGCUAUGGAUCGGGUAUCAGUGCACGGCGGAAGAACCGAAGUGCCCCGUGCCAUCGCAGGACUCGAACAAGUGGAGGUGCUAUGGGUUCUCCAGUUCGCAGGACUUGAAUUGGUGCCGAAGUGUUGGCACCGACGACUGUUGGGAGUAUGCGGAGAAUGAUUGGUCUUCGUCGAUGUCCGACUGCUCUGGAUGUUCGUGUUGUCGCCGGGCGGCCUCCCCGAACCUGGAAGGGCCCAGGUCCACGUGCUGCGUCUUGUUCAACGACCUGACGCUGAACUACACCAUCACCUCGGACCUCACUCGCUGCGCAACUGCGACGGUGCUGCAGCUUCCGGAAGCCGAGCGCAUCAAGGUCUCUGGGACGUGA